Molecule: messenger RNA, 1686 nt
Organism: Trematomus bernacchii (emerald rockcod)
Lineage: Eukaryota; Metazoa; Chordata; Actinopteri; Perciformes; Nototheniidae
Gene: rgs19
Product: regulator of G protein signaling 19
Exons: 5
Coding region: 227-961 (244 amino acids)
Source: RefSeq, a predicted model, not a curated record
GCACACACGCAAACACGCGCGCACACACUCUUUCUUUCGGUCUCUCUACCACUCUCUCUCUCUGGGAAAAACCCGAGCAAGAGGAGAGCAGCAGAAGGGGGGAGGACUGAGGCGGACUCCUUCUUCUUCCGACACAGCGGCGGCGGCGGCAGGAUAUUUAUAAAAAAAAAAUUAAAAAAAUUCACGCACCAACCCCCCGGUGCGGAGGAAGAGAAAAGCCACACGGAUGUGCCUCCGAAAGCGCAGCGGAUACCGCCCUCCGGACCUUAUUAAUGCCAAGAUUUACACUGGUCCGAUCCCGGGCGAGCGAGGGGGCGAGCUGGCCAUGGGGGGGGGUCGCAGCGAGACCUCGGCACUGAGCGGGACGGGAGGGGGGCGGGCCAUGACCACUACCCAGAAUUCCCAACGGCCAAACGCCUGUUGCUUCUGCUGGUGCUGCUGCUGCAGCUGCUCAUGGAAUGAAGAGGAGAGACGGAGGAGGAGGAGGAGAUUAUCACAGGACACCAAGAUGGAAACCAUACCAAACUGUGAAGCUUGCACCAAACCCUCAAUGGAAGAGAUCCGGCUGUGGUCUCAGUCCUUCGACAAGCUGAUGAAGAACCCGGCGGGUCGAAAUGUUUUCCGGGAGUUCCUGCGGACGGAGUACAGCGAGGACAACAUGCUGUUCUGGCUGGCCUGCGAAGACCUCAAACAGGAGAUCAACAAGAAUACCAUCGAGGAGAAAGCACGAUCCAUCUACGAGGACUACAUCUCCAUACUGUCACCAAAAGAGGUGAGCCUGGACGCCCGGGUUCGAGAGAUGAUCAACAGGAAGAGGCAGAACCCGACGCCUCACGUGUUUGAAGACGCCCAGCUCCAGAUCUACACUCUGAUGCACCGGGACUCCUACCCACGAUUCCUCUCCUCCAGCAUCUACAGGUCGCUCGUUCAGGGCGGCUCGCGCACCUCCUCCGAGUCCUAGUGCCGCCUCCUCCUCUUCCUCUCCCUGAGCUCACAGGAUGGAUGCCAGAUCAUUUCAUCGCUUCUCUCACACACUCCUCCCAGUACCAAACUUUCCAAAAAAGAUCAGACGACUCCUCACUCCAUUUCAACAAAUCCCAAAUCUCUCCGAUUACUGCCAAUACUUUCUUUUCAUUUCUCGUUUAUUCCUCAACGUUUAGUACCGUUGCCAAUAACUCCUUUUUCUUUUCUCUCCAGUUUGUUCUCAUUCAAUCUUUUCUUACAUUACUCUGAUCCUUUCUCCUUCCCAUUCCCAUCCCAUUUUACAGUAGUAUUGCAAUAAUAUAAAAGAAAACCACAAUACAGAUAAUACAAUGUUGUGUAAUCAAAACAAUAUUCUAAACAUAUUUUAUGAAUACUUUAAAAUAAAAAAUUGUUAUCAUGAAAACAAGUCUGAAAUAGUGUCAGAACUCGAUUCAUAGCAUUUUUGUUAAUUGAAUUUAUUAGGCCAAUACUGAUAUUGAAAUAAAACAAAUCCGAUAAUGCAUUUUUAUUUAUAACAAACACCCAUUAGAUUAGGAAAAAUGUUAAAAAGCAAAAUAAAUUGUAGUCUGAUAAAUACCAUAUUUCUGUCUCUGAUAACAGUAUUGAUAAAAACCCUUAAAAAAUUACAUAUAUCUGCUAAUUUUAAAUAACACUCUACAUAAACACGUUUUUAUUAUAAGGGUCCCUUAAAUUAGUUUUAAA